Molecule: messenger RNA, 1305 nt
Organism: Aspergillus vadensis CBS 113365
Lineage: Eukaryota; Fungi; Ascomycota; Eurotiomycetes; Eurotiales; Aspergillaceae
Product: Hsp70 family protein
Exons: 10
Coding region: 1-1305 (434 amino acids)
Source: RefSeq, a predicted model, not a curated record
AUGAUGAAUAUCCCUCUUUUAACGAAUCACACAUCGAAUAUAGAUGCACGAAACAGAAAGGAUCCGGUCUUCAAGUGGCUCAAAUUAUUCCUCUACGACCAGGAGCACCCCAUCCUGCGCGAGACCCCGAAUCCAGCAUUGCCAGACGGUGUUUCAUCCGAGCAGCUUGUUUCCGACUAUCUUCGUCAACUCUAUACAGAGAUACAGAAUCUGAUUGUCUCUCCACGUCGUUCGGCCGAACUCGGGACCGAUUUUUGGUUUAGCCAGCCAGCUAGCUGGUCUGCCGACAACCAGAGGGUUUUUGCCAAAGCAGUGCGAGACGCAGGCUUCGGGUCCAAAGAAGCUGACAACCUUUUUUUCCUUACCGAAGCAGAAGCUGCUGCUCUAUAUUUCAUACAUCAGAGGGGAUCUGAAGCGAAGGAAGAUGACCUUAUUCUAGUAUGCGACGUCGGUGGAGGAACCACCGAUGUCGGUGCUUUUCAUAUUCAGGGGACCGGGUCAAAUACCGUGUACGAACCACUGGGAAGAUCGUCAGGGGUUAAUUCCGGCGUCGCAGCAUUGGAUGCUGCGAUCCGUCAACACAUGAAGGAGCUGCCCCCACACAUCUUUGGGCUCGUUAGGCCGCUGAACGAGGCCCUCCUGGAUAGAAUAUGUGACCUCAAGUACCGAUUCCAUGGCACUGAGGAGGAUCCCAUCCCGACUGAUGAGACCGGCGUAAUCACCGUUCCCCCAGAUGUGCUGAAGAAUUCCCUGAACUCCAGGGUGGUCGAUAUUAUCGACCUGAUAACGGCCAACAUCGUUCCACCGCGCCCACUAGAGCCACAAGUCUCGGAUGUCUUCCUCACGGGUGGUGGGAGAGCGACUCGUCGAGGGAUACUCGGCAGGGCGAUCCCCCGCCUGUAUUUUGACGCAAGCUACGGUCUGCAAGCUGCGGAGGGGGCUAUCAUCCGUGAGGGGAGCAUCAACCGAGAGCAAUCCUCCCCGCACUGGAUAAUUCGCAAGGGCCACGCAGUUGAAAGUCAGCACCAGAAUGAGCUUUUUUUCGACAUCCAUUAUCGUGCUGGAAAUGCGCCCAUAACCAUCAUAAAUCUUCUUCGACAUACAGCCGAGUUUCCUGAUGCUAAUAUGGUGGUGAAAUCCGAACGGAUGCCACCACUCAGUGAUGAGUACAGCGUGAAAGUGCAGAUUACGUGGGAAGUCAGAUACUCGGAGAGACAGGCCAUUGUUAGAUUCACGGCCCGGUCGCAGAACGCACUACUUGGUGAGCAGGAUGUACCUCUGGGUGGAUGCCGUUUGGUAGAGUGA